CUCAAGUACAACUAUAGGGGAAGAAGUUGCUUAGGCGCUUGUUUAUGAUGCCACUCUCAGGAGCUUCCCGACGCUAGGAGAUUAUCGUAGGUACGGCCAGCUAGCAAGAUCACGAUUUGCAGAUGUGUUUUUUUCGCCAUCUGCAGGCUUUCUGCUGAUCCAUGAGUACUAUACACGUCUGUUCCUUUUACGGGGUAUGCGCUUUUCCAAGUGAGUAGCGUAGGUAGGUUGCUUCACCUCUUUUCUUUGUGAAGUCCUCUGUUCGGAACGAUAGCGUUUUCGAAAGUUAUUUCAUCCAACAUACAUUCACCGGAGGCGGAAAGUUAUUAACGCUCCUGCUCCUAUUGUUUGGACGGCAUUGCUGCUGAGCCGUGAAAUUGAACGAAGGUGUUUUUCCCGGUGAAACAGGAGAAACUCUAGUACGCCGUAUUGCAUUUGCAUGCGAAGCCGAGCAUUUAUUUUUCGAGUUAAUUUUACUUACAAACGACAAUUACGAGCACGACCCGCUUGAUUGAUCAAGCCACUGACCGGCCAAGACUUUUUUCCGGGCCGUAUCUAUAAUCGACUACACCACCGAGGUCUCUUCUCCUUUCUUCGACUGGGUCGAAAAUGAUCUUCCACGGGACAACAAGAACGGACAAAAGCUCCAGGAGUGUAUGCUAUAUGCGGAGCUGCUGCUGCACUCAACACGCCCGGGCCCUCCGAUCCGGGGUUCUCGUUCUUGUGGCAUUACAGUCGCUCGCGCAUGUUUCCACCGAGGUUUUUGGCCGAUCUGGCCCCGGCGCUGCUCAAAGUAACGCUUGGGCUACGCCCCUGCCUGGGUUUGACAUUGCACCGCCGGGACACCUCCAGCAGCCGAUGCUGUUGGCGUACCAGAAUUUACCUUUCGUCGGGGAUGCACAGGACGACCACGAGCCAGCAACUUCACCAGCCGAGGCGCAAGCGGGAUUUCUCGGGCCGCGCAAUGUGGACCACGACCAGCCCGCAGCAGCCAUCGCCGAACCACGAGGGGAACAACAAGGGAACAACUUGGGCGGUCCGGAAGAUCAAGUUGCGCCGGCAGCAGACCAGCGAGGGGCGGCGGGGGAAACUCCUGGUGGUCAGAGACACGAACGCAACUUGUUUCAGCGGGGCGUGUCCGCGUCCUCCAAGUCCACGGCCGCCAACGAGGCAGAGGCAAGCCUGUAUUUCCCACCCGGUCGGCAGCGCUUGCUGCUCGUAGACGAAGAUUAUCCUAUGCAAAACACGUCUUCGAUGAUCGCAAGUUGAUGUGCAACACUGUUGAUAAUAUUGCAGUUGUAACACUAUCUAUUGUUAUCUAAUCAAAAUAGACGAACAUGUGGAAGUGGACAGACAGUGGGCUGCUCCUCAUUCGGUGCCCCGCCGCCGAUCCAGCCUUUUUGCAGACCACAGCGCAAGUAAUUACUACGUGGCAAGGUGGUGUGGGUGUGCAGGCUCGUGUAUUGUUUACGUGCGACCUGCGAGACAGAACCCUUUGCAAUGGAUACAGCUACUGGACAGAUCGUGGCAUUGUUGCGGGACUCGACCACCAUGUUCUGUUGCAUGGGCGCGACGAAGACGGCUUCGAUGAGUUCGCAGAAGGUAAGUGGAGAAUUACUGCACUUUUUCAUGUGAUGGAUUCAUAUUCUUCGUGCUAUAUUUUUUGUCGGUCUUCUUGUAGCGCAGUCCGCAGCGCUUUCCUCAAACCAACCGCAUCUGUUUCGUGGUGAAACAAGUAGACGAAAAGAUGAAUCACGGCACAGGAAAGCUUCGCGCCGAGGGGCUCCGGGUGCGGCAGUUUCUGCCGGGGAAUGGCCCGGAGGAGGGCGAGAGCUGCAAGCAGCUGA
This is a messenger RNA of Amoebophrya sp. A120, 1847 nucleotides long. The record is from the annotation of a GenBank genome assembly. Lineage: Eukaryota; Dinophyceae; Syndiniales; Amoebophryaceae.